This is a messenger RNA of Lathyrus sativus (Indian pea), 2136 nucleotides long. The record is from the annotation of a GenBank genome assembly. NCBI's taxonomy places the organism in Eukaryota, Viridiplantae, Streptophyta, Magnoliopsida, Fabales, Fabaceae.
AUGGGUUGCAUAUGCUCCAAAGGAAACACGAGUGAUCAUAUCGUCGCCGAAAAUCGCAGAGAAUUGAAGACUAAGAAAUCAUCAAAGCGUUUGGUUGUGAGUAAUAGGGACAACGACGCAACUACACACCUCAUCUCAAACACAAACGCGUAUCGCGAUUCAUCCGAUGAAGGAGACAGAGAUAAAGAAAUUCAUAUUGCGACGGAAGGAACGGGAUCAGAAGAAGAUAUUAAGAAUAUAACUAGAAGCUUUAGUGUCAAGAGCAAUGAUGAAAGAGGGAUCGGUAUUGUUGAAGGCUGGCCUUCUUGGCUCACUGCUGUUGCCAGCGAAGCCAUCGUUGGUUGGGUUCCUCGUAGAGCAGACUCUUUUCAUAAAUUGCAAAAGAUUGGACAAGGAACUUAUAGCAGCGUUUACCGAGCUCGUGAUCUUGAGACUAACAAAAUUGUUGCUUUGAAGAAGGUGAAAUUUGCUCCUAUGGAUCCUGAAAGUGUUCGUUUUAUGGCGAGGGAAAUUAUUCUUCUGCGAAAGCUUGAUCAUCCGAAUGUCAUGAAACUUGAAGGAAUUAUUACUUCAAGGUUUUCUGGAAGUUUGUACCUUAUUUUCGAAUAUAUGGAACAUGAUCUUACUGGCCUUGCAACAUUGCCUCGCAAGAACUUUACCGAAGCACAGAUCAAGUGUUAUAUGCAACAGCUUCUUCGUGGUCUUGAGCAUUGUCACAGUCAAGGUGUUAUGCAUCGUGACAUCAAAGGUUCAAACCUUCUGCUUGACAAUAAUGGCAAUCUGAAGAUUGGUGAUUUUGGACUUGCAACUCUGUUUCAGCCAUCUCAAGAGCAGCCUUUAACAAGUCGGGUAGUAACGUUGUGGUACCGGCCACCUGAACUUUUGCUUGGAGCUACAAACUAUGACGUUUCUGUGGAUUUGUGGAGUGCUGGUUGUAUUCUUGCAGAACUGUUAACUGGAAAACCUAUAAUGCCUGGACGAACUGAGGUGGAGCAACUGCAUAAAAUCUUCAAACUUUGUGGAUCUCCUUCUAAAGAAUACUGGAAGAAGACAAAGCUACCGCAUGCUACAAUUUUUAAACCUCAACAACCUUACAAACGUAUUCUUUCUGAGACAUUCAAGGAUUUUCCUUCAUCAGCAUUGAGUCUCUUGGAGGUUCUACUUGCUAUUGAACCAAAAGAUCGAGGAACUGCAUCUUCAGCACUUCAGAAUGAGUUCUUCACAUCAAAGCCACUUCCUUGUGAUCCAUCGACUUUGCCAUCAUACUCACCGAGUAAGGAGUUUGAUGCCAAACUUCGUGAAGAGGAAGCUAGAAGACGACGAGCAGCAAAUAAAGGACAUGGACAGGAAUUAGCUGGAAGGAGUUUUAAAGAAUCUAAGGUUGUACCAGCACCUGACGCUAAUGGCGAGCUUCAGGCUUCCAUAGAGAAAAGACGAGGACAGUGUUAUUCAAAACGCAUCAGUGAGAAGUACAAUCCUGAAGAGGAAGGAGAUUAUGGCUUCCCUAUUGAACCUGCUAAGGAAGUGGCACAUAAUACCUUAUCUGAUUCAGGCCAGUUAAUGCAUCAAGGUGCAUAUGGAUCGUCAUGCAAUAUGAAUUUGAAAGAGGAAAUUGUUGUUGCUGCCCCCGAUCGUGUCUUUACAUCAAAAAACUCUAAACUGAGAAAACAAAAUUCCUACAGGCAAGGUAGCAGCACUGCACAGUUGUCAAGAUUUUCUAAUUCAGUUGCAGUUCGAGGUGAAUCACAGCUUGAUAUGAGUAAAGACUCUAGUUUGAAUUCACAGUGGCAAGAAGAUCACUUUGAUUUGAGAUAUAGUGAUUUGACUGAUGGUGAGUCCAAUCAAAUGCUGGAUGAAACCAAAUAUUUACGCAAGAAAGACUUCCAUCUAUUGGGGAAGGAUCGUGCCAUGGGUAUUGCUCCCAAAAAUGGGCACAUAAACUAUUCUGGCCCCCUACUGCCUCCAGAGGCUAAUAUUGAUGAGAUCCUUAAGGAGCAUGAAAGACAAAUCCAACAAGCUGUGCGCAAAGCCCGUCUGGUUAAGGACAAGAAUAAAAAGGGUGCCAGUGAGAUUGGGCAAUCUGAGACACUAGUUCACCAAAUGAGAUAUGGCAAGUCACAUAUCAAAGAGUUUUGA